CAUUCCUCUACCAUGGCAUCCCAACAACAACAAGAGGCAAUGGAGGAAGAUGUUGACGCGAUCGACCACUCCUUGUAUGCUCCUUUGACUGGUGGCAAUGAGCUCUAUAACCGAUGGAAGGCAAAUCGGAGUCAACUACCAGCUGACUUUAGCAAGUUAUUCGAGCCAGAUUUGGACGAGCAACACCGUGGUGAUCUCUUUGAGGCGGAAGACGAAGAAGCACAAGAAAAGUAUGCUUGGGCCGUUCCAGAUGAGAGGGCCUUGCGAAUCUGCGCCCACUUUGCGCCUCUUGUGGAAAUGGGCGCAGGAGCUGGAUACUGGGCACGUUUGUUGCGAGAACGAGGGGUGACCAUUACAGCCUACGACAAGGACGUUGAUGAGAAUUGCAAGGCAGCGGGUGUCAGCUCCAGGCCCUUUACCAAGGUGGAAAAAGGAGGGCCUGAAGUUCUGGCUCUGUUUCCCAAUGCCACUCUGCUGUUGAUUUAUCCCGAUGACUAUGAGCAAAGUGACGAAGAGUUGACCUUGUCCAUGGCGGCACUGCAGCAUUUCCAAGGAGACACUAUUAUUCAUGUGGGAGAGUGGCUUGGCAGUACAUUGACACUGUCGAUGGAGGGACAAGAGACUCCUGAUUCUGUAUAUCCAUGGGGACGAAGCACGAGUCCUGAUUUUCAAAUUGUCAUGGAGGCUUCCUUCCAUCGCGUUUUGCAAGUUGGCUUGCCUAAUUGGGGCUCUGUUCGGAACUGCCUGACAGUCUGGAAACGACAUAGGUCCGUGGUUCUGGAAGGGGACCGAUAUGCCUACAUACCAGAAGAGGAACAGAUUGAGAUCGCGUUGGCUUCACCUUCUACAAAGCACCUCUUGGAAGAACCAUAGACACCACAAUCAAUAUGCAUCUGGAACGAACGAAUGAAUGAACACUUGAUAUAUGUUGUCCAAAGAAUGGCAAGUAAAUUAUCAGACCACGAAAAGCUAGUUUCUCUUGGGAUACCGAACGACUGGUUGUGGUACUGGUUUCAACAAUAUCUCUUCGCUGUCAACUUGGCUACAUGCUUGAAGCUCCCAACUUGCAAUCUAGUGAAAGAGCUCCUUGAUGACAAUUGCCAAUAGUCGAAUUCGAAUCAGGUUGAGGUCAUGAUAAUGCCUUCCAUCCCCAAUGGCCGUGUAGUCACAGGACUGUAAAUCAUGAUCAUUGAAUAUAGCAAUCGUGACAUUCUUGCCUUC
Molecule: messenger RNA, 1221 nt
Organism: Seminavis robusta
Lineage: Eukaryota; Bacillariophyta; Bacillariophyceae; Naviculales; Naviculaceae
Source: the annotation of a GenBank genome assembly